Messenger RNA from Syngnathus typhle (broad-nosed pipefish), 2371 nucleotides. It is a transcript of the gene cratb, whose product is annotated as carnitine O-acetyltransferase b. The coding region runs from base 148 to 2001 and encodes 617 amino acids. Gene Ontology annotation, molecular function: carnitine O-acetyltransferase activity. Lineage: Eukaryota; Metazoa; Chordata; Actinopteri; Syngnathiformes; Syngnathidae. Gene Ontology annotation, cellular component: peroxisome. The transcript is spliced from 16 exons. The record is from RefSeq and is a predicted model, not a curated record. Gene Ontology annotation, biological process: carnitine metabolic process, CoA-linked.
CGGAAACUACUUUGACGUCAACACGUGUGCAGACUUGUCUUGAGAGUUCGCUGCAGUACGUGAGGCGUUGCAUGCAUACUCCUGCUUCCGAAAUAACAACGACGCCGAGUGGAUGCAAAGGCGACUGCGGGCGUGAUUGGAAGAAACAUGAUUUCCAGCAAAAUCCAACCUGGAGCGUGGAGACAAUGGCUCACGCGUGUGACAUCCAGGCAGGAGCUGAGCAUGUCCACUUUCGUGCCCCCGCAGCCAGUGCCUCCUCUGAGUCAAACCUUACAAGCCUACAUGAGGAGCCUGGAGCCCCUCAUACCUCCUGAAGAGCUUACUCACACCCGCAGGGUGAUGCGGGAGUUCUCUAGGCGUGGUGGUCUUGGUGCGGAGCUUCAGAAGGGCCUGGAAAGGAGGGCCAGAAACACAGAAAACUGGAUCACAGACUGGUGGGUCCAAUGGGCCUACUUGGAAAGUCGAUUGCCAUUGCCUGUGCAUUCCAACCCUGCUAUUUCUCUUCCCAGGCGAGAUUACAAUGGCUGGAGGAGCCAACUUUUGUUUGCUUCCAAGCUGAUUGUAGCGGUACUUGAAUUUAAAGCCAGACUUGACGCUGGCCGGCUGGCGUUAGAGUACAUGCGAGGCAGGCCUCUGUGCAUGGAACUCUACCCGCUCCUCUUCUCCUCAUGUCGCAUCCCGGGCCCCAAACACGACUACGUCGCUCACCAUGGGACCUCCCGACGGUCCCCAACGCACAUCACUGUGGUCAGAAACUAUCAGUUUUUCCAGCUGGAGGUGUACAACAGUGACGGGUCCCGACUGACGGAAAGCCAGAUUCACGGGCAGCUGCUGAGGAUCAGGUCUCAGUCCUGGAAGACGGAUAAAGAGCCGAUGGGCAUCCUGACUAGCGACCAUCGCCACACGUGGGGCCAGGCCUACAAUCGCCUUCUCAGAGAUAAAUUAAAUCGGGAAUCAGUGCGGGCAAUCGAGAGGGGACUUUUCUCAUUAUGUCUGGAUUCGCCAGUUAUGAGGAUAUCAGAUGAAAAAUAUGCCAGCCGCAAAGCAGCCCAGGUCCUGCACGGAGGCGGGACCUUCUCCAAUAGUGGCAACCGUUGGUUUGACAAAACUCUACAGUUUGUGAUCGGCGAGGACGGCUCUUGGGGUCUUCUGUAUGAACAAGCCACAGCCGAAGGUCCUCCCAUAGCGACUCUGCUGGAUUAUGUCCUGCGUCACUGUGAAGAACCAGACUCACGGAGGUCACCACUGGUUCCUCUUCCAAUGCCCAAGAAGCUUUACUUUAAUAUAGACCGAGAAAUCAAGAGAGACAUUGAGAAUGCCAAGCAGAACCUUGAUAUACUGAUCAAUGACCUGGAUGUGAAUGUAUUCAACUUUAAAAAGUUUGGCAAAGACCUCCCCAAGCGGCACAAAUUGAGUCCCAACUCCUUCAUCCAGUUGGCGCUGCAGCUGGCCUACUACAGAGUUCACGGCGACGUCUGCGCCACUUGCGACAUUGCCUCUCAGAGGAUGUUUCGCAAAGGAAGAACCGAAUACAUCCGCUCGCCUUCUAACGAGAUGCUUAAAUUCAUCCUCGCCUUUGUCGAUCCAUCCGUAUCGCGGGAGGUCAAGCUCCAGCUGCUGACACAAGGCAUUGAUGCCUACUCAGCUCUGACUGACCAGGUACUUAAAGGACAUGGCAUAGACCGACAUCUGCUUGGGCUUAAGUUGCAGGCCAUCGAAGAGGGAUUGAGCGUUCCCAAAAUCUUCAUGGAUACUGCCUUUGGCCUGGCAACUCAUUGGAAACUCCGAACUGGGCAGGUGCCUGCAAACACAGACAGUGUAAUGUGUUUUGGUCCCCUGGUACCUGAUGGUUACGCAAUAUGUUACAACCCACAGUCCGACCAUGUCCACUUUUCUAUAACUGCUUUCAACUGCUGUGAUGAAACAAAUGCAGAAAAGCUGGGCGUUGCCGUGCGGGACACUCUGUGCCAACUGCACGACCUAUUGGAGCCUACUGUGUAGAGCUGCAGCAGGCUAAGCGUACUCCAAGUUUCACUCCUCAAAUGUACAAAAUUGUUUAUGAAGGGCUCCUUGUGGAUGUUUUUUCUUUUUUUUUUUUCUUUUCUCCAUUGUUCAUUCACAGGUGGACACAUUAACACUUCAGCAUCAAUCAUGGACAAAAAGCGUUUGUAUAUACAGUAUAAUUAAUUGUCACCAUCAUUAAGUUUUGUAGGUUACUUGGUGUGAUUGUGAAGGACCAAAAUAUGGGGGGGAAAAAAUGUCGAUGGUAACAGUUGAAGUUGCUUGAAUUAAUUGAAUGUGGCCCGAUUUGUUGGGCAUGUAUGCGCACAACUUGCUGGUUGGUAAUAAAGUUCCUCUAAUUGCUCACUGA